AAUUCUCUUUACUGGCAACUCAGUAAUAAAAAAAUGAACACCAAAUACCGAUCCUUGGCCCCACGCGAUUUUUUCCAGUGCAAAGUGAUAAAAGGCGUUAGUUUUUAAAUAGUUCUGCUGGGUUUCGCAAAAAUGUAUAAGAAUAAAAAGGACGUUGAUAAGCACGUAGAAAAUUUACUAUCUAAACUUACUCCAAAGGAGUUCAAAACGCGAGCAUUUUCCGUUGCGCGAUUGUAUUUCGAAGUGGGAGACUAUUCAAAUUGCCAGAAAUAUGUCGAGCAAUAUCUUACUCAGAAAGACAAUAACGCAGCGGCGUUCAAAUUACUUGGACAAGCUUUGCAGAAAUUGGGACAAAAAGAAAAGGCAUUAGAACAUUUUAGUACCUCAUUGGAUAUAGAUCCUGCACAAACCAGCACCAUCCUCGAUGUUUGUGAACUUCUCGCAGAUAAUGAUGUUGUUAUUGAACCUGGAAUAGGAAAGUUUUGGUGUGAGAGAGCUGAAGCUGCAUUCCCAAGACAUCCCAUAAUUUUUCGCCUACAAGAAAGACUUGCAACUGUUACAAAUACAGACCCAGAGGCACUAACCAAAUUAUUAACUGCUGAACUGGAAGCUAGACCAAAAGAUGCUCAACUUCAUGUCCGUCUCCUGAAGCACUACUUGCACAACAACAAAGUAAAGGAAGCUUUUGAACACAGCUGUAACAUUGAAUUUGGUGGAAAUACUUUCUUAAAUUAUUAUGCAUGGUAUGAAACUCUUGUUGAAAUUCUUAAAUAUCAGCACAAUGGCAAUGACUGGCUAUUUCAGCUAUUUAUCUUGACUAUAAGGGAAAAAAUAUGUAUGUUGAGUUUGACAGAAACCCCAAGUGGUACAUCUAAAAGUUUAGUUGAAUCAUGUGAGCUUUUACAUGCUUAUGAUCAAGCCAUAGAGAGUGUAGCCAAAUUAGGACCACCAUCGAGCUUUGGAGAAUUUCAUGGUAGUUUAGUACAACACCAUAGAGGGCAAUUCGCUCUCCAUGCAGCAACAUACUUGCUCAAAAAAGCCAAGAAAAACCAAUUAGGUUGGAGAGAUGCUGUGAAAUUGGCAGCUCCAUUAAUGUUGACUGCAUGGCACACAGUCCCACUGGAUCCUAAAGUAAAUUGGCUUAAACAUUCUCCAGAAAAACAAACAAAUGCUGUUAUUCGUUGGUACUCUGAAGGCACAUAUAGAUGUUCUCAAGCAGGACAUUAUCUAAUACAAUGUACUCAAGACAGAAGUCAAACAUUUUUAGACCAAAUUUCCCAAUAUUGUUCUGUCACUCAUUGGAAAGCUAAGCUUUAUGAAAACAUAUUUACCAGGCAAGAACAAUUAAUGAAAAUAAAAUCCUCACAUUUUGCAUCUAAUGAUUUUGCCACCCCGCCUCUUCGAUUACCUCGUAGAAUUGAAGUAGAAGCAUAUGAUGCUGAUGCACAAAAACAGUAUGGAAAUUCCUUACAUCAUUUUGUGUGGAUGCUUAUGAAUUAUAAAAAUUAUGCACAGUUUAAAUGCACACUUUUUGAUAUGCUAAAGCCAAUCAAGAACAAAGGUGGAUUGGAAACAUUGAAUAAAUUAGAUGUAUAUGCUUUCCUGUUCUGUGCCUGCCUUACAGCACAACAACAAAAAUCUCGUAAAGAUGUCUACAUAUCUAGUGAAAAACCAAAUUUGCUUCCAGCAAGCAUAACUGAUUUACUUUGCUCACUUACUCAGAUGAAAUGGUGGGAUUGUGUUUAUAAAUUCAGUCAGAAUACACUAGGGACUGAGUUAACAGACAUACGUUCAACUCUUAGUCGUGGUAUGGAAGUUGUGCGUUGUGUUGACAAUCAUGGUCUGGAUCCUGAACUUUUAUGCAUUCUUGGUCAAAUAUUUGAUAAAAUAGCACAAUCAACUACUAACAUUGAUGAAAAAACACAUGUAGAAAUGAGAGCUCAUUUGUAUUAUUCAUCUGCUAUACCAAUACUUGAAAAACUUAAAAGCAAAAUGUCUAUACAAAUUCCUGAAAUAAGGAUGUUUGAUUAUACACACAAAGAACUAGGUCCCAAAGAGCUUAAUACCUUAAUUGAGGAGAGCAAAUUGUAUGUGGCUGUUCGCUAUUUCAAUGAAUGUGAAUAUGACAAAGUCAUUGAAAUUCUGUCAAAUUUAACAUCACCUAAAGCUUACUACUAUAUUGCACAAACUUAUAAAAAUAUAGCAUUAGAAGAGAACAAUGUAUCUAAAGAUGCUACACCAGACACAAAUUUGAAGUAUGCAUCUUUGAUGAUGAAGGCAAAAAAUUAUGCUUAUAAAGCAUUAAAUAAAUUGAAAGAAACAGAAACAAGUCAAAUGCAACCAUUGUAUGUUGAUACUCAGGAAUUGAUUGAAAAUAUCCAGACUUAUUUGAAUAAAAUGGAUGUGGAAUUUUCUGAUGCUUUGAAUUAUGAUGCUGAUGAUAAAUAUCUAUCGGAUGAUAAUAUGUCAGAAAAUCCCUUACCUAUAAGAUUCCAACAUCUAAGAAAUAUUAGUUCAACCCCCAAACUUCAGCACAAAUUCAAUUCCACAAAUUACCGCACUGCUGUUGAAUCACACACAUUGAACAGGUCCCAUAUUGAUCAGCAAGUUCUGGAGAGAAUAGAGAGUGAAAUAAAGAAUUUGCAUAAAAGGGAUUUGACAAUAAAUGAAUUUAUGGAGCAAACGAAAAAUUGGUUUGAAGAAAAUCGAAGGUUUGGAAACCAGAUUAUGAGCACUAUUCAUUCUGAUAUUCAGAACACUACAGAUCAAUUUAAACUUCUAAAAAUUUCAAUAGACCAAGUAAAAGAUCAGAUAGAUGCCUGCAGAAAUGAAUGCAAAGAUGUUGGAGAAUUAAAGAAACAAAUAGCAGAACUUAAAAAAGAAGUUAAUAAAUUAAAAAAGUCUUCAUCAGAACAAACCAUUAAUGAGGGUGAUUUAUAUAAUUUGGAAGAUGAGUAUAGAACCAAUGAAAGUACUUCAACUUUUAGCACCCAAUUACCAUUUACACCUUCACAAGUAAUUCCACCUUUAAAUCAAAGACUUGUGCCGCCUUUCCAUGUUGCACCCAACCCAUACCAAUUGUAUGGACAAAGUCUUUAUAAUCUAUAUAAUCAGUAUUCUCAAUUUGCUCAGCCAACAUCGGUGGCGCAACCUAUUUUUGAUCCCACUAGACCUCAAGUAAACUAUUCUGGUGUGUAUCCUACCCCAGAUCAAAUGUAUUUAGAUGUAGCUCAUUUAGUUCCUCCCCCAAACGUCCCAACAGCGCCAAUAGUUCCCAACAUUCAAAUAGGUCACACCUUACAAUCAACAGCACCAACAAUUCCAGUUACAACAACUAUAGCUUCUGUUGCAACAACAACAGCGUCUGCCACCCCUACAUCACAUGCAACAACCAAAACAAAUAUUAAAGAAACAAGAGAAAUUCCUCGGUCAUUACCGGUUAAUGUUGUAAUCACAUCUUCUGAUCCAUUGCCUACUUGUACUACUGCACCAGCACCAAUACUUAGUGUUACAAUUCCUCCUAAGCAUAUAAAGGGAACUCCGCAUAAUUAUCAAAUACAAAUGCCAUCUGUAAAUGAGUCAAAAGUAAUUACACCACCUAUAUUCAGCUUCCCAUUGCAAGGUAAUAAAUCAAAUAUCACCACAUCAACUGUUACUUCAUCAAUAAAUUGGAAUCAAGCAACAACUUUCACUUCUGCUCAAAUUACUACGCCAACUAGCAUUAAUUCAAUGAACAAUGCUUCACCUUAUAAAAAUGGCAAAAAUUCACUUGAGGAAUCAAAAACUGUGGUAGAUGGCGUCAGUACUUCACCCAACACUAGCCUUAAUAAAUCUAGAACUCUAUCUGAAAGAAGUAAUACUUCAGUUGAAAAUUAUGAUCCCUGUCCAGACUUUAAACCAAUUGUACCAUUACCUGCCGAAGUCAAAGUAAGAACUGGUGAAGAAGAUGAGACAGUUAUAUUUGCAUCCAGAGCUAAAUUGUUCCGCUUCAUUGAUAAACAGUGGAAAGAAAGGGGACUUGGUGAAAUGAAAUUAUUAAAACAUAAUGUUACAGGCAAAGUCAGGGUUUUAAUGAGACGUGAACAAAUACAUAAAAUAUGCGCAAAUCAUAUUAUCUCUGGUGAAAUGGAAAUUAAACCAAUGAAAAAUGAGACAAAAGCUUAUUUUUGGGUGGCUAACGAUUUUGCUGAUGAAACUGUUGUUUUAGAAAAGUUUUGUAUUCGGUUUAAAACCGCAGACAUUGCUCACGAUUUCUAUACAACAUUUGAAAAAGCCAGACAAGAAUGUUCAACUGCAGUCACUCAAGAUAAUACAACAGGAAUGACAUCAACUACAACAUCUAGUUCUAAACCACUGGAUAAAGUUGAGACUCCAAUAAAAGAAAAAACCGAAUUUUCCUUCAUGCCUGGAAAAGCUGUGGUUGGUGGAUUUACAUUUAGUAGUACACCUACUUUCAAGCCCGUUAUUGAGAACAAAGCACCUGAUACAAAGUCUUUAGAGUCAACUCCAGUAAGUAAAGGAAAUGUAUUCAGUAGUUUAACUUUCAAAACUACUGCUUCCAGUGCUCCACUAAAUAACAUAUUUAAUCUUUCAUCUGCUACAGCUCCUAGCUCUAGUGUUGUAGCACAAACACAAAAAGAAGAAAAAACCAGUAAAUUAAAUACCUCUGACACUGUUGAAGAAUUUGAACCAACAAUUGAAUUUAGACCUGUUGUACCACUCCCAGCCUUAGUAGAGCAAAAAACUGGUGAAGAGGAUGAAAUUAUUUUAUUUGAACAUCGUGCCAAGCUUUUACGCUUAGAUCUAUCUACAAAAGAAUGGAAGGAGCGUGGGUUGGGUAAUAUUAAAUUGUUAGUUCAUAAAGAAAACAACCAAAAAGUUCGACUGCUGAUGAGACGAGAGCAAAUAAUGAAGGUUUGCUGUAAUCACUCAGUUACUAAGGACAUGAUAUUCCAAAAGAUGGCGAAUAUGGACAAAGCUGUAACAUGGUGUGCUAAAGACUUUUCAGAAGGUGAACUAGUGACUCAAACAUUUUGUUUAAGAUUUAAAAUGGUUCAGACUUGUAAUGCCUUUGUUGAAGCUAUAAAAUUGGCACAAUCUAAAAUGAAAGAUGAAUCAAAGGCAGCGAAAGAAGAGCAAAAUGUGGCUAAACAAAAUAAUCAGAUUGGGUUUGGUGACAAAUUUAAACCUAAAGAGGGCUCCUGGAAUUGCCAGACAUGUUAUACAAAUAAUUUAGAAAGUUAUCUGAAUUGUGGUUGCUGUGAACAACCAAAGCCACAAACUAGUACCAACCAGAUUCCUUCAGUAGACACUACCUCAAAAAAAACGACUACUGAUAGUGCUGUGGUAUCUGGUUGGGGAGAUGCUUUUAAAUGCAAGCCAGGGUCAUGGGAAUGUAAAUUAUGCUUCGUUUAUAAUGAUGCUAGUGUAGAAAAUUGCAUUGCUUGUGAAAAUCCCAAAGAAUUGGAAUCAGGUCCAAAACAGAGCACAGAUAACACUCGAAAGUUCAAUUUCUCAAUACUUAAAAAAGAUAGUUGUGAAGUUAAUAAAGAGUCUACACCAACACCUGCCAUAUUUGGUUGGGGUGAUCAGUUUAAACCAAAAGAAGGUACUUGGGAAUGUAAGAAUUGUUUUAUUAGAAAUGAAAGCAACACUGUCAACUGCAUUGCCUGUAAAAUUUCUAAAGAUCCAGUUUCAAACAAGACAGAGAAUGACACUGUAAAGUUCACAUUUGGUAUUCCCGCAUCUAAUAUACAAAAUAAUGGAAGUUCCACUUCAAUAUUUGAUGGCACUGGCACACAUAAAUUCAAAUUUGGAAUUCCAUCAACUGUAAAUGAUGCGGCAGUUAAAUCCAGCCCUGAAAACGUAGUAAAUCAGUCAUCAUCUAUAUUUACUACACCAAAAGCAAGUGCAGAAAAUGAACAGCCCCUCAAUUUUACAGUAAAAAAGAAUGAUGAAGAUAAUAAGGUGGACAUAAUUCCUAAGGCAUCAUUACUGCCUACUCCACAAACAGACAGUCAUGUGUCAUUUGGUGCUAAUGAAAAUGCCACAUUUAGUUUUGUCUUUAAACCUAAAACUCCUAUCAAAAGUAAAAGUCCAAUGAAGUCUCCAAAAAGUCCUGGUGAAGAGAGUGAUAGCAAUGAAUAUGCAGUUGAAGAUGAAGGUCACCACAUUCAUUUCAAUCCUGUUAUACCUAUGCCAGAGAAGGUGGAGGUUAUAACUGGGGAGGAAAAUGAAAUUGAACUUUAUGGCCAUAGAGCAAAACUAUAUCGGUUUAUUGCAGGAGAGUGGAAAGAACGUGGUAUAGGCAUUGUCAAGAUAUUAAAACACAAAGAAACAGGCAAAUUAAGGGUGGUAAUGCGAAGAGAACAGGUACUGAAAAUUUGUUUAAAUCAUGCAUUCACUCCUGAAAUUACAUACACACCGAAAGAUGAGAAAACUUGGCUUUUUGCUGCCAAUGAUUUCAGUGAAGGAGAAUUAAGUUUACAACAAUUCUGUUUGAGAUUUGCUAGUAAAGAAAUUGCAUUAGAAUUCAAAAAAGCAGUUGAUAAAGCAAGGGACGUAAAGCCUGUAGAAGGCAAAGAUGAGGCAGAUAGAUAUAGUGAAAGCAAGGACAACAAUGACGAAAAAGAUACGCCUAAUGAUGAUGUAAUCUUUGUUAGCGAAAUAACAGCCAGUGUGGAAGAAAAACAAAAAGCCAAAGAGCUCAUGCUUCCAGAAAACUUUUAUACAUACAAAAAUAAACCACCGUGUCAAGGUUGUCGUGGUUGCAAAGAAGAUAACGGCGACGCUAAGUCAGAUUUGCCACCUAACACAUCGACUGAAAUGAUAACCCCAGGCACAACACAACUUUUGACCACACCAGUGAAAUCUUUAACAACACCAUUCCAGAGCCCUGCUAGUUCUAUGUAUGGCACACCAUCGAAUCCCGAAAAAACCUUUGAUACAUCUAUAUUUCGAACUCCUUUAAGUACAAGUGGUUCUAACUCAAAGCCUACUGUGCCUGCAACAGUGUCGUUUACGGGAAGCGAUACAAAUAAAGAAAAUACAUUUAACCAACAUGCCACCAUUUUUGCUAGAUCCAUGGACCAAAAAGCAGGAUUUGAGACGCAAGAAAGUAAACCGUGUACCUUGUUUGACGCAGGCGACUCCCAGAUUACUAAUACUAAGACUUCGAUAAUUGCACCACCAAAACUAAACAUAAUUACCACACCACCUAAGAGUGAAAGUACUGAAAGUAAAGCUCAACCAGAACCUGUCAAGCCAAUAUUUAGCGAUGCUAAGUCACUAUUUAGUAAUGCUAAUUUAAGCACUUCAAGCAAUAAAUCUAUAUUUGAUUAUUCAAAUGAUAAAAAGGCAGAUAGUGCAAAUGGAGAAGUAAGAUCUAUAUUUGGUGAAGAAAGCCAGAAAUCUGUUAACAUCUUUGGCAGUUCAACUCCAGGAAGUAUAUUUGGCUCAGGGGCUAUUGUGGGUAACAUUAUGAAACCUAGCCCCAGUAUCUUUGGCUCAGGUGCAGGGUCCACAUUUGGUGCCUUGGUGUCUCAAAAUAAAGAAUCUGAUAACAAGAGCAUCUUUUGCAACACUGAACAAAAACUUAAAACAAAUACUGUAGAUGAUAAGAAAUCAGAAAAUAAUAAGUCUCUUUUUGAAAGUGGGUUAUCCUAUGAAGCUUUAUCAUCCACUGCCACUAGUGCCUGUUUCCAAAAAAAAGCUGAUUUUCAAUGGGAGGGUGCUGGGCAGCAACUGUUUGGUGGAAUUCGGAAAAGUCCCGGAGAUGGAUCUGGCGACAAAGCAAAAAGCGAGACUGGUGCAGGAGAUGACACUUACAGGACAUCCGGUGCAGACGAGGAAUACGACCCGCAUUAUGAACCAAUAGUGCCGCUGCCCGAUAAGAUAGUCGUAACUACAGGCGAGGAAGAUGAACAAAAAAUAUUUGGUGAACGUUGCAAGCUAUUUCGCUACGAUCACAAAACUCGUGAGUGGAAAGAGAGAGGUGUAGGAGAACUGAAAAUUCUGUAUCAUCCAGAAAAAAAUACAUAUAGACUACUGCUACGAAGGGAACAGGUGCUAAAAGCCGUUUUGAAUAUGCUGCUGUUCAUGGACUUGGAGAUGUUCCCCAUGAAGACUUCGGACCGAGCGUGGAAUUUCGUUGGCAUGAACCACGCAGAAACGCCAUCUGGCGAAACCGAAACACUCGCCGUCAGAUUCAAAUCUGUUGAAUUGGCCAACACCUUCCAUGAGAAGGUCACUGAAUGUAUAAGAAAAUUACAAGCGGCGGCUGCCGCCUCAGUAAGUGAAUCAAAGGAAGCUACAGUCACACCUGCUCCGUUAUUGAGGCUACCUAAGCAUUUAGAGGACAGUGCUAGAGCUGACAGCGUUAUAUCGUCUAAAUCAGAACAACCCCUACAAAGCACAGCAACUGUCUCGGAACCUGCAACAACCACAGUAAAGACUGAACAGAAUGUUGGCAGUGGGGAGAAAUCAUUGCUGACAGAUUAUUUUAAACAAGUGCACUUCCAAGAGCCGGGUGUGGAGGAGGAGCACUACGAAGAUGAGGAGGAUUAUGAACAUGAUUAUGAUCACAAUGAUUACGACGCUUAUUAUAAUGAAGAGGAGGAAGAAGACGAGGAAUCAGCUGCGUACUAUUCGUGCGACGGCGAGGCGACUAUUAGGCAGGGCGACAUUGAGAGCAAAUGCGAGCAGGCGCGCAUCAUAGUUACCUACGAUCAGGAGAUCUACUCGCCCAAGAUCCUCGUCACCGAUGCCCUCACCGGGGAGGUCAUAGCCGACAUGCUCAUACAUACAGAUACGGAGUUUCUGUUAUCAGGCGAGAGCUGCACGUGGUCAGGCACCGACUUCACCAGUAAUGAUUCAAUCAAGAAGACCGUCAGUGUGAACUUCUACGACAGCGACAUAGCCAUGCGAUUCUACGAUAGUUGUGAGACCAGUAAGGCUGCAACAUAUUCUUCAACGGAUCCCGAAUCUUAGUAAACUUUAAUUUAGGAUAAAAAGUAUUUUAAUAUUUAAUAAUAAUUCUAUUUUCGAUUUAGUAUGUAGACCCAAUAAUAUGUAUUGAUAUUGGGGCUGAGAAAAAGUUUGAAUUUAUUUAGAAUUCCAUUGUUGCUACCAUUAUUCAUUAUUAGAUGGCAAAUAAUUUCGAUAACAUUGCUAAAAUAUAGCCAUAAAUGUGAUUGUGUCGUGAUUGUCGGUACAUUGUUAUAAAACUACACGAAGGAAUUGUGAAACAUGUUAAUUAUAUCUCGAAGCGCUUGUUUAUGCGAGCCACGGUCAGUGUACAUUAUUACAAUAGUUUAAGUUUAUGAAUAACAAAUAUAAUUAUGUUCACUUUACGGGAGUGCGAUUUUGUUUUUGUGGCUACAAAGUUAUAAACGAGCGCUAGCUAUAUAUUUUAUUGUGCUAGUUUUGUUUCUCUAGUGUUUGUAACAACCACAAAGAGGUCUAACCAAUGUUUGUUUAUAUUUUGACAUUGAAAUAACUACUUUGAUAAUACAAAGUUUAUAAUUUUAUUGUGUAUUUAGUAAAUUAUUUAAUAUUCAUGUUCCUAGUUGGUUAGAUCUUUUUGUACUUUUUAUUGUUUUCUAUUUUCAUGUAGCUGCGAUUUAUAGAGAUACAGAUGAUCCUUAGUUUUUAAAAAUAUAAUAAUCAGUGAUGAUUUAUUACUUAAUUCAUAAUUUUCAGCAAAAUCCAGUGGUAUUGCAUGAUCAACAAUUUUGAAAUUUUUAUUACGACGCUCCCGUUGAUCAUGGAAAAAUGUGAUAUUUUCUUUCUUUAAGACUGCAAAUUACUUUGUAUUUACAAUAAGUUCAUUAUGUGGUAUGAUGACAAAAUAUUAUGAAUUUAGUAAGCAAAUCCUUUGGAUAUAAAAUGAGUAAAGGAUUAAUAAUUAAAAAUGUGAUUAAUCGAUUAAGUAUUCGUUCCAAGUGUCGUUCUGCUGUAUUUUAUCUCAAUAAUAUGUAUAAUAUCCUUUCCUCAUUUUGAAAGUUUAAAAUGUGACAUUAUUAUUCUGGAAAUUUAAAUAAAUGUUAGUAACCAAA
Messenger RNA from Manduca sexta (tobacco hornworm), 10055 nucleotides. Its product is annotated as E3 SUMO-protein ligase RanBP2. NCBI's taxonomy places the organism in Eukaryota, Metazoa, Arthropoda, Insecta, Lepidoptera, Sphingidae. The record is from RefSeq and is a predicted model, not a curated record. Gene Ontology annotation, biological process: intracellular transport. Gene Ontology annotation, molecular function: GTPase activator activity; protein binding. The transcript has 12 exons. Bases 133 to 8988 code for a protein of 2951 amino acids. Gene Ontology annotation, cellular component: nuclear pore; cytoplasm.